ACCCAAGACCACUACUUCUUACUCCAUUAAUAAUAGAGUGGAAAAGAAAGAGAUAUAUGUAUUUUAUACUCCAUAUCUAAAAGGUUUCUUUGUCCUUAACUCUCCUAAAACGUCAUUGAAUCCAAUUGCUUGUAUAUUGUGUAUAGGUUGAAAAUUAUAUUAUUUAUAAUUAUACGUACAUCAAAAGAACGCACGCGCUGCUUACCACCUUGCCGCAACCACCGAACUAUCGUGUUUUCCCCCAACCAAAAGUCCGAGCUCAGCUACUACUCAGAUAAUUUACCCCCGCCGCUACUAAUUUAUAUAACGCCGAGGAAGCGAAAUAUAGCGAGAAAUAUCUUCCACACUCCCACUCGCCUUUAAAUCGUACCUUACAAAGUACACCAAAACAUAAACCACAAAUCCUCAAAUCACAAUGUUCUCUACUCGAGUCCUCCGCCAAGCGGCAGCUCAUGCCGAGAGAACUCCGCUGAUCCGAUUCAUCGGCAAGCGAUCCAUUCCUGAGCACGUAGACCACAGCCCACACCCCCACCCCGCCUCCCCAUCCGGCGCCCUCCCAGCCGGCUUCGGCAGCGGCAGCAACAGCAACUCCCACGUCUCCUUCUCCUCAUACCGGGACCACGCGCAGCAGCACGGUCCCCUGCGCAAGACCAUCGGCGCCGUCGACGGCAUUGGCGCACAGUCCGCGUCGCGACUAGGACCCAUCGAGCCCCCGAAGGGCGUGUACUUCGACCGUAACGAGCUGCCCGAGCGGUUCCGCCGGGUGCCGCUUACGGCUGCCGAGAUCGAGGCGAUUGAGACCGGGGGCGCCGCGUUGUUCGGUUGAGUGUUUUACGCUGUGUCAUUCCGUUCCCCAGCUUUUUUUUUUCUAAAAAAAAAACAAAUGAAGAGAAAAGAAGAUUGGGGACGGGGUGUGGUGGUAAUGCGCGACAUGCUACGAUUUCGGUAGUGGCAGGAGAGGGAAAUAGGAAAGGCGGG
Molecule: messenger RNA, 978 nt
Organism: Annulohypoxylon maeteangense
Lineage: Eukaryota; Fungi; Ascomycota; Sordariomycetes; Xylariales; Hypoxylaceae
Exons: 2
Coding region: 416-826 (136 amino acids)
Biological process (GO): 2-oxoglutarate metabolic process
Source: RefSeq, a predicted model, not a curated record